This is a messenger RNA of Anopheles marshallii, 450 nucleotides long. Its product is annotated as probable insulin-like peptide 3. The coding region runs from base 1 to 450 and encodes 149 amino acids. NCBI's taxonomy places the organism in Eukaryota, Metazoa, Arthropoda, Insecta, Diptera, Culicidae. The record is from RefSeq and is a predicted model, not a curated record. The transcript has 2 exons. Gene Ontology annotation, cellular component: extracellular region. Gene Ontology annotation, molecular function: hormone activity.
AUGCCAUCGAAGGCUAACGCACACCGUCUACUGGUGGUUUCCUGCGGAACUAUGGUGCUACUGUUUCUAACACUGCUCUCCAUAUCGGGUGCUAGUGGAUCACUCCAGUACGUGGAAAGCGCCUCGCAACGAAAAGCACACUACUGUGGAGCAAAGCUGAGCGAUACGUUGGCUGAACUAUGCAACAGAUUUAAUGGACUCCGCAAGAGAUCUGACAAUUUCUUGGUGCCUUACCAUGAGGCACGGCUGCUGGAUGAUGUUCAGAAUGAUAUGGAAGAGCUACGUACUCUGCAAGAUCGUUCGUCCAAUAUGAUCCACCAGGCGCUGGUGACGCUCCAGCACCUCAACUCUCACGGACAGAACUUCCGCCGUGUACGGCGUCAGGUGGUGGCCGAAUGUUGCUACCAGAGCUGUACGCUCGACACGCUGAAAAGCUACUGUGCCGAUUAA